This is a messenger RNA of Heterostelium album PN500, 381 nucleotides long. RefSeq lists its product as uncharacterized. The transcript has a single exon. NCBI's taxonomy places the organism in Eukaryota, Evosea, Eumycetozoa, Acytosteliales, Acytosteliaceae. The record is from RefSeq and is a predicted model, not a curated record. The coding region runs from base 1 to 381 and encodes 126 amino acids.
AUGUCAACAUUGAAAUACAGUACAAUCACCAACAAGUGCCUAUCGAACUCCAAUGUAUCAACCAAUCCCAGUUUCAUUAAAUACUCUUCAUUCAUUCCCGUUGGUACAUCACCAAGCUCCACUGCUGCAUCUUCCACAUCAUUCAUUUCAACCACACCAAUCUCAACAUUAGAUACAUCCGGUUCUAUUAUUACACAACAAUCACAAUCUACAACAACCAGUGAUAAUGGAAUAACAACAACAGGUGUAGAUGAAUCAUCUGCAUCAUCCACUUCAUCAACAUCAUCUUCAUCAUCAUCUAAAUUAACUAUAUUUACAAGUUGCACAUCAUCAUUAUUUAUCUUUAUAAUUAUUAUUAAUAUCUUUAAAUAUUUGUUCUAA